CUCACGUUACCAAACCUAUCAACGGCCUUCACACCGCCACGUCAUAUCUAGGUUGUUCCAAUCAACAGCCAACCCCCGCUCAAAAUAAAUCAAAAUAAAAAUGACAAAACACGUUCCUAGUUUUCUCCUCUUUUCCGAAGAAAUGCUCUUCCCUGGAUCUCCCGUUGAGGUAGAUCCAUGUCUGUUAUCUCGCCGAUAAAGAAAAACACCCCCUGAAAUUGUUUUAUUUUCUCGCGAUAAAAUGGACGAGACGUUCUUCGAUCUAAUGGAGUUCUUGAAGAAACCUACGAUUACCGAAACAUUCGUCGACAUUUUGCUAUGCGCAGUGCCGAUAUGGCUAGCCGUGAUGAUCGGGCUCGUGAUCGGCUGGGCCUGGCGUCCUAGGUGGACCAGCUUGGUUUUUCUUGGUCUCCGGUCUAAGUUCCGGUUCCUCUGGACCGCCCCUCCCGGGUUCGGAGCUCGCCGACUCUGGCUCGCCUUCACCGCCCUUUCCGCUUUCUCUGUUUGCCGCACGGUUUUUACGAACUUUAUUAAAGGGAGAUCCAAGAAAUCAACUGCUUCGGCUUCUAAUUCUGCCGUUCCGUUGCCACGGUCAUCGUCGCCUGCUGCGAGGAUUUCGCAGGAAGGAGCUGCUGAUGCUGUUAGCCUCAGCAGUAAAGAUGAAGAAGGAGAGCAGGAUAUUGUUACAGAGAAUGACUUAGCGCACCUCUUACAUUUAUUUGAAGGGAAGGAUAGGGAGAUGGAAUGGCAAAGUAUGAUGGAAAGGACUACCCCAAAUAUGUCUUACCAAGCAUGGCGCCUUGAACCUGAGAGUGGCCCUGCAGUUCUCCGUAGUAGAACUGUCUUUGAGGAUGCAACUCCAGAGGUGGUUAGGGAUUUCUUCUGGGAUGAUGAGUUUCGACCGAAGUGGGAUCCUAUGCUUGCAUAUGUCAAAAUUUUGAAGGAGUGCCCUCUUACAGGGACAACGGUUGUUCACUGGAUAAAAAAGUUCCCCUUUUUCUGCAGUGACCGAGAAUACAUAAUUGGUCGAAGAAUAUGGGAGGCUGGAAGGACUUACUAUUGUGUGACAAAGGGGGUGCCAUACCCUGGUUUGCAGAAGUGCGACAAGCCAAGGCGUGUGGAGCUUUACUUCUCGAGUUGGGUUAUCAGGGCUGUGGAGUCCCGAAAAGGAGAUGGACAGCAUUCUGCGUGUGAGGUUACUCUUGUCCAUUAUGAAGACAUGGGGAUCCCAAAAGAUGUGGCAAGAUUGGGUCUUCGUCAUGGUAUGUGGGGAGCUUUAAAGAAAUUGCACUCUGGCAUGAGGGCAUACCAGAAUGCAAGGAAAACAGACACUUCCCCGUCUAGAAGCGCACAGAUGGCUAGGAUUACCACAAAAAUUUCUUCUGAUGAGAUCAUGGAUUCUCUUUGUCCCAUUUUGGGGGAAGAUGAAAAAGAUCAAACUGUGGUUAUUAGGAGGCAGAAUGAUAGUGGGAUAGAUUGGAAGUGGAUCGUUGUGGGUGGAACUGUGGCACUAGCUUUUGGACUUCACUCGGGUGUAAUUGGGAAGGCAUUGUUACUUGGAGCAGGGCAGAGAAUUGCCCGACGAUCAGAUGAUGAUGUCAAAAAAAUGCCUAGUCCUUCUCAACCGACGAAAUGUGAUCGGGUAACAAAUGGCCAGCAAAGGACUUCACAAGCUUAUCAUUCUAAAGCUUCCAAGCUGCAGUUUGUGAUUCAAAGAGUGCGAGAUUCCGACAUGCUCUUAUUUCCAUGCCGGUUGACGUGUUCACCUAGCCCUAGGCUGCCACUGUCAUCUGCAAUAGGUAUAGAUGCUUGGAAUCCUCAUGCCGACCUACAGCAUACUGGACCAAAGUUGCCAAAGUUGGCUUUGUUCUACCUGACGCAAGAGCUGGGCCAUGCCUUUCGGAAAGGCUUGAGUCCAAAUUUUUGGAUUCUUGACAAAAAGCUCAGCUCAACAUGGCAUUAUGCGGUCGAAUUGCUCAAUGACAAGACACAAAAGAUGUCAUCAAAUUUUGAGUGAGAGAGGUCUUCGGUUGCUACUGUCAUCUGCAAUAUUCCAUGUUUUAAAGAAAACAGUAAGGUUUGACCUUUAUUGUUUAAUUAAGAGGGGUCUGGCCUUGUAUUGAACAAGGUUAAUUAUUCAUGUUAUCAU
Messenger RNA from Theobroma umbraticum, 2149 nucleotides. RefSeq lists its product as uncharacterized. The record is from RefSeq and is a predicted model, not a curated record. NCBI's taxonomy places the organism in Eukaryota, Viridiplantae, Streptophyta, Magnoliopsida, Malvales, Malvaceae. Gene Ontology annotation, molecular function: lipid binding.